AUGUUCUACCAGUACAAUGGCACCAAAUAUCUUUUGAAUUUGAUUGACACUCCGGGCCAUGUUGAUUUCAGCUAUGAAGUCUCCCGCUCGCUGGCUGCCUGCCAGGGAACUCUUCUUCUUGUAGACGCAUCGCAAGGCAUACAAGCCCAGACGGUGGCAAAUUUUUUCCUAGCUUUUGAGCAAGGAAUUACGGUUGUGCCUGUCAUCAACAAAAUCGAUCUCCCUGCCGCACAACCAGAUCGAGCGAUACAACAAAUAGAAAGUACUUUUGAAUUGGAUGGCAGUAACAUUCUCAAGAUAUCGGCGAAAACGGGUCUGAACGUAGAUCGAGUUCUACCAACUGUGAUUGAAAAUAUUCCACCGCCAGAUGGCGAUGUCAAUAAACCACUUCGAGCACUGCUGUUUGAUUCGUGGUAUGAUACUUACGUCGGGGUUGUCUGUUUAAUGGCCGUAGUUGAUGGAAAAUUGCAAAAAGGCGACAAGUUAUUAUCGGCUCAUUCUCAAAUACGCUAUGAUGUCACGGAAGUUGGAAUUAUGCAUCCUGAGCAGACAUCGACGGGUUAUUUACACGCUGGACAAGUGGGCUAUGUCAUAUGUGGCAUGAAAGUAGCAUCUGAAGCAUAUAUUGGGGACACGUUUCAUCAUGUCAAAGCUCCCGUCCAGCCAUUUCCUGGAUUUGAGCCCGCGAAGCCAAUGGUAUUUUCGGGUAUAUUUCCAAUAGACACGAAUGACUUUAAUAAGCUUGACGAAUCGAUCACGAAACUUACCAUUAACGAUGCGAGUGUCUCUGUACAGAAAGAAUCUAGGUUCGGUGAGGACGACAGUAAUGAUGGCAAUAAUGAAUACCACAGAAAAGAUAUACUUGUAACCUAUAACGACGGCACCGUUAAAACAAUCCGGAAUCCCGCCGAUUUCCCUGAUCCUCACGAAAUAUCAACAUCGGUACUAUCGGUCUCCGAACCAAUGGUUCUCGGUACUAUUAUUCUGCCUGAUCAAUACAUGGGUCCGGUAAUGGAUUUAUGUGGAGUUAGGCGAGGUGAACAGUUAGAAUACACUUAUAUCGACGAGACGAGGGUUAUUGCCAAGUACAUUCUGCCUCUCGGAGAAAUUGUUAAGGAUUUUCACGACGAAUUAAAGGGAAGAAGUAGUGGAUACGCGAGGAGAUGGUUUAAACAAAAUCUUUUUAAUAGCUUUGACUAUGAAGAUAUGGGUUACCGAGAAGCAGAUAUUGUCAAGAUGAAUGUUUUAAUAAACCACAAGCCAGUUGAUGCCCUCGCCGCCAUUCUCCAUCGUAGUCAAGCAGAACUUGUUGGUAGGGACUGGGCAAGGAAACUUAGGGAUAUCAUUCCAAAGCAGCUAUUUGAAGUUGCAAUACAAACAGCUAUUGGGAAUAAAAUUAUCGCUAGAGAGACUAUUUCUGCUUUAAGGAAGAACGUCACUGCUAAAUGUUAUGGGGGAGAUGUCACUAGGAAGAUGAAAUUGUUAAAUAAACAGAAGGAAGGCAAAAAGAAGCUCAAAAUGAUUGGUAAUGUUGAACUGCCUCAAAAGGCAUUCUAUGACUUCUUGUCAAAAGAUAAAGGCAAAUCUAAAUAG
Paraglomus occultum is the source of this 1593-nucleotide messenger RNA. The record is from the annotation of a GenBank genome assembly. NCBI's taxonomy places the organism in Eukaryota, Fungi, Glomeromycota, Glomeromycetes, Paraglomerales, Paraglomeraceae.